Pararge aegeria (speckled wood butterfly) is the source of this 1363-nucleotide messenger RNA. Its product is annotated as stearoyl-CoA desaturase 4-like. Bases 394 to 1221 code for a protein of 275 amino acids. Gene Ontology annotation, molecular function: stearoyl-CoA 9-desaturase activity; iron ion binding. Gene Ontology annotation, biological process: unsaturated fatty acid biosynthetic process. NCBI's taxonomy places the organism in Eukaryota, Metazoa, Arthropoda, Insecta, Lepidoptera, Nymphalidae. The transcript has 6 exons. Gene Ontology annotation, cellular component: endoplasmic reticulum membrane. The record is from RefSeq and is a predicted model, not a curated record.
AAACGCGAGGAAGUGAGAGCACCUUGUCUCGUUUUUCCCCAUCCUGCAACCCUGAGUGCUAGAUUACGGAAGUCCAUAUCUAAAAAAUGUUUACUGCAUGUUAUUCCACAUUAGAAUGUCUAAAAAAAAUUAUAACGAAAUGCAAGAGUACAGAUAUUAAUCCAUAUUAACAAUAAGAAAAUUGAAAUAUACUUAAGCAAAGUUAGCAUCCCAGAAACACAUAAAACGAAAGCUUGAAGCCCGUUGUCAAGAAGACGGUGUAAGACUUGAUAAGAUUUGUUAUUGACUUUUAUCUCAACGGAAGGAGUAACUAUAGGAGCUCAUAGACUUUUUGCUCACAAAACAUUCAAAGCAAGCCCUGCUUUAAAAGUUAUUCUUCUAUUAGCUCAGACGAUGGCUGGACAGAACUCUGUCUUCAUUUGGUCCCGAGACCAUCGUCUACAUCACCGCUACUCAGACACAGAUGGUGAUCCUCACAACUCAAAGAGAGGAUUUUUCUUCUGUCACAUCGGCUGGUUAAUGAUGAAGAAGCAUCCUUACGUACUCAAUUUAGGAAUGAGAAUCGAUAUGAGUGAUUUACAAGCUGACUGGAUGGUCAUGUUUCAAAAAAAGUACUACUACUAUUUAUAUUUUGUACUAGCCGUAUUCAUUCCUGUGUUCGUGCCAUGUUAUUAUUUCGGAGAGACGUUCAGGACUAGUCUUCUAACCUGUUACUUUGCUAGAUAUAUAAUACAACUGAAUGGUACGUGGCUCGUUAACAGCGCCGCACAUCUAUUUGGCACGAGACCAUAUGACAAAAAACUACAGCCUGUAGAGUCAUGGUUCGUCUCGUUCAUAAGUCUCGGAGAAGGUUGGCACAACUAUCACCACGCUUUCCCCUGGGACUACAAAGCUGCUGAACUAUCCAUGCACUUCAACCAAUCUGCCAGCUUUAUAAGAUUCUUUGAAAGAAUUGGACUUGCAUAUGACUUGAAAACUGCUGACUCGGAAAUGGUAAGAAGACGUGUGACCAAAAGUGGAGAUGGAACACAUUACGCAUUGGGAAACGAAAAAGACCAAAAUAGUGUCAAAGCAAUAGGAAUAUUACACCCCUUAAAUCCGUCAUACAAUGUUGUUUAUACAGCGCCCGAAGCAGUGUUGGAAGACAAAGGUCUACCCUUGAAUCAUGAGAAUGAUGUCUUUGACCCGAGCGUAGCAAAAAGAAAGACUGCAACUGCGUAAAUCGACGUCUAAUGAAUGUGUGUGUUGAAUGUGGUGAGAUUAAUUUAAUUGUACAUGCUGCAUAAUGUAUUCUUUACCAAAACGAACAACCAAAUAAUUAUGUGCAUCAAUUUUCCAUUAAUCGUGAUCGUACGAAACAUGU